CCUCCCAACAUGGCCGCACAGUCUGACGGUCCGGUUUGCUCUCCUCCUACCGGGCCUGUCUCCUUGCCCCGGGCUCCUGUCUCCUCCACAGGGUACACUAUUCAGACCGCGGCCUCUCAGCGAUACUCACCCCGGGACGCGCUGUGGCUUUUGGCCGCCCUCCUGGUUUUCUUUUCAGACGCGGCCUCGGAUCUAUGGCUGGCCGUGUACUAUCUGCAGCGCCGCCGCCUGGCCGCUUUCUGGCCUACGGUGCUGCUUGCCGUGCUGCCUUCAGUGCUCACACAGGGCUUGAGCCUGAGCUGGGCCGCGGGGGACAGAGCGGGGCCAGGGGAGAGGACCAGGGGGAGAGCAGAACGUGGGGACAAACCGGGAGGGAACUGUUGUCGCAUGUGUCUAUGGGUCUUGCAGACCACUGUGCACCUGCUGCAGCUAGGGCAGGUGUGGAGGUACCUGCAUGCUUUAUAUCUUGGGCUGCAGAGCCGAUGGCAGAAGGAACAGCAGAGCCGUCACUUCUACUGGCGUUUGAUGUUUGAGAGUGCGGACAUCAGUAUGUUGCGUUUGCUCGAGACCUUCCUUAAGAGUGCACCACAGCUAGUGCUUCAGCUGUGCAUUGUAAUUCAGCAGGGCCAUGUGGAGCCUUUACAGGGUCUGUCUGCUUCAGCCUCUCUCCUUUCCCUUGCUUGGAUGAUCGCCUCCUAUCAGAAGGUGUUGCGGGACUCUCGGGAUGACAAGAUGCCAAUGUCUUAUAAGGGAGCACUGGUACAGGUGCUUUGGCAUCUCUUUACAAUUGCUGCUCGUGCUCUGGCAUUCUCACUUUUUGCCUCUGUUUUCCACCUCUACUUUGGGAUUUUUAUUGUCACUCACUGGUGCGUCAUGACUUUCUGGAUCAUUCAGGGAGAGACAGACUUCUGCAUGUCUCGCUGGGAGGAAAUAAUCUACAACAUGGUGCUAGGGAUUAUCUACAUCUUCUGCUGGUUCAAUGUUCGUGAAGGCCAGACCCGCUGCCGAAUGGCCACAUACUACAUCAUUGCAUUGUCUGAGAAUGCAGUGCUAACAGCACUUUGGUACCUGAACCAAAGUACUCCUCUCAGUGAUUUUUAUGCUCUUCUCAUUGUGUGCUCUAUCAUUUGUAGCUUUGCUCUUGGCAUAUUCUUCAUGCUUGUUUAUUACAGCCUCUUACACCCUAAUGGCCCCAUGUUUGGGUCAUCAAGAGGCAACUGUGUCUUUACUGAGGGCCCUGACAUUGCCAGAGAAUUCUCCACAGAUGGGUUAGAAAGCCUACCCCGCACUUUACCUCGGACUACAGUGGAGGAAGGUCAUUGGGUAACGGGAGACAGAAACAGCUGUGCCCCAGUCUUCCAAGUGCGUUCCAGUGUCCCCCAUACACCUGUGACACGUCUCCCAUCUAUUCAAGGACCAGUAAUAAGGAUAGAUCUUCCUCGUAAAAAAUACCCAGCUUGGGAUGCUCACUUUAUUGACCGCCGAUUGCGGAAGUCAAUUUUGACUCUAGAGUAUUCCUCUUCUGUUACACCUCGUGUGCAAUACCGCAGUUUAGGUGCUGCUCAUGAGGUUACAGAAUAUGAGACAACAGUGUGACUUUGUGGAAAGCCUUGGGAGAACAUGACAGAUUAUAGAUCUUUGACGAGAGUAAGAGUGACUUCAGGCACUGGGCAAUAGCAGACAAGAUUAGUGUCUAGAUGAGGAUUAGACGGCAGAUUCAGGAGGGAGCUAUGGGUUUGACAACAGUGUGUAAAGUGCAGUAGAAACUGUUGAAUCUUGGGGAUGCAACAGAGUAGGCUGCAGAGUCUGGAGAAGGAAAUGAAUGCAGAGCCUGUAGAUUUUGUGGGUCCUACGGAGGCAACUUCUGUAUGUAAAACAGGAGAGACUUCAAAGUUAUGGUUCCAGCAAGAGAGAUGUUUUCAAUAGAAAAGAGAGACAGCAAAACUCUCAAAGUACAAGAUAGACUGUAGGGUUUGAGUUAAGCUAGGGAAGAUUGGAUAUAUAACAGGUAAAGCUGAAAAACAUUCAGGGCAUAUAGCAGGUACAGAAGAAGCUGCAGAACUUUUUGGGGUUGGGUGUUCCAGGAGAGACAAAGAUUGUGUAUAAACCUUGUAUCUUAUUAUGACUGGUUGAGUAUGUUUGUAUAUGACUGGAUGCUGUGUGUAUACAGCUAUUUCCAUAUGUACUUGUCUGACUGGCCCAUGUGGGCUUUUAUAUUGUGUUAUGACUGAUGGAUCUGUUCAUAUACAAUGAGAAGCUCUUAUCAAUGUAAUAAUGAACUAAGAUGUGCAUAUAAAUUAUUUGGAUAUAUGUAAAUAUCCUGUUGUGUGUAUCACAGAGCUCUGUGUGUACAAUUAUUUAUAUAAAGACAUGUAUGUGACCUUUAUUUGAUGAUGGGGAUGUCUAUUUAACAGAAUAGAUUUAUUUUUCUA
Bombina bombina (fire-bellied toad) is the source of this 2432-nucleotide messenger RNA. It is a transcript of the gene XKR7, whose product is annotated as XK related 7. The transcript is spliced from 3 exons. Gene Ontology annotation, biological process: engulfment of apoptotic cell; apoptotic process involved in development; phosphatidylserine exposure on apoptotic cell surface. The record is from RefSeq and is a predicted model, not a curated record. Gene Ontology annotation, cellular component: plasma membrane. NCBI's taxonomy places the organism in Eukaryota, Metazoa, Chordata, Amphibia, Anura, Bombinatoridae. The coding region runs from base 10 to 1596 and encodes 528 amino acids.